Molecule: messenger RNA, 4068 nt
Organism: Pygoscelis adeliae (Adelie penguin)
Lineage: Eukaryota; Metazoa; Chordata; Aves; Sphenisciformes; Spheniscidae
Gene: DNAJC16
Product: DnaJ (Hsp40) homolog, subfamily C, member 16
Exons: 13
Source: RefSeq, a predicted model, not a curated record
UGUAGGCACCCCGACAAAAACAAGGACCCGGGAGCAGAAGACAAAUUCAUCCAGAUUAGCAAGGCCUACGAGAUUCUCUCCAACGAGGAAAAGAGGGCGAACUUUGAUCGCUACGGAGAUGCCGGGGAAAGCCAGGGCUACUCUCAGCACCAGCAUCGCCAGUUCCACCACUUCCAUGAAGGCUUCUAUUUUGACGAGUCCUUCUUCCAUUUCCCCUUUAAUUCGGAGAGGCGCGACACCUCCGACGAGAAGUAUUUGCUCCAUUUUUCCCACUAUGUCAAUGAAAUCGUGCCAGAUAGUUUCAAGAAACCUUACCUCAUUAAAAUCACCUCGGACUGGUGUUUCAGCUGCAUCCACAUCGAGCCCGUGUGGAAGGAAGUCGCUCAGGAAUUGGAGGCGCUGGGAGUGGGAAUCGGAGUCGUUCACGCUGGGUACGAAAGGCGCCUCGCCCAUCACCUAGGUGCGCACAGCACACCGUCCAUACUGGGGCUCAUCAACGGGAAGAUAACCUUCUUCCACAACGCCGUCAUUCGAGAAAACCUGCGGCAGUUCGUGGAGGACCUCCUGCCGGGGAAUCUCGUAGAAAAGAUUACAGAUAAAAACUACAUCCCCUUUCUCUCCAACUGGAAGAAGGAAAACAAGCCCCACGUCCUUCUAUUUGAUCAUAUGCCAGCUGUGCCAUUAUUAUACAAGCUGACUGCCUUUGCAUACCGAGAUUACUUGUCCUUUGGUUAUGUGUACGUCGGACUCCGAGGCACUGAGGAGUUGUCCAGUCAGUACAACAUCAACGUCUACACUCCCACCAUGAUGAUCUUCAAGGAGCACAUCGACAGGCCCGCUGAUGUUGUGCAGGCACGAGAUAUGAAGAAGCAGCUCAUCGACGACUUCCUUUCCCAGAAUAAGUUCCUCAUGGCAGCCAGACUCACCAACCAGAGGCUGUUCCAGGAGCUGUGUCCCGUGAAGAAGUCUCACCGUCAGCGAAAGCACUGUGUGGUCUUACUUACCGGAGAAGGCGAUAAGUUUGCCGAGGCUUAUGAGGCAUUUUUGACUUUUGCUGUGGCGAACACAAAAGACACGCUGAAGUUUGUGCACAUCUAUAAUGAUCGGCAGCCGGAAUUUGCUGACACCUUGCUGAUGGACGAGGAGAAGUAUCGGGGAAAAUCAGUGGUGGUCAUUUUGGAGAGACGCAAUAACGCAGGGAAGAUCGCCUAUAAAACCUUGGAGGAGGCCUGGCAAGGCAGCAAAGAGGACAACUUCAUCCUCCUGGAUCUCCUGGACCAGCUGAGGACAGACCCCGGCCUUCUCUCUUCAGAGACUGUCCUGGCAGACUUGAAUGAUGAACUCGCUCCCAUGUUCCUUAUCCGAUGGCUCUACUCCAUGCUGGAUUACAUCUCGGACUGCUGGGACAGUUUGUUUCAUAGUAACUGGCGAGAAAUGAUGCCGCUGCUGUCCCUGCUCUUCUCUGUGCUCUUCAUUCUCUUUGGCACCGUUAUUGUUCAGGCUUUCAGUGAUUCGAGUGAUACAAGGGACUCUCCUCCCUCUGAGAAAGAAGAAACUGCCGCAAAGACCGAGAAGAACGACGCGAGCUUCAGCAAAGAGAGUAACAGCAGGAUUCCCAAAAAGGGCUUCGUCGAGGUGACUGAGCUAACGGACAUCAACUAUAACAGCAACUUGGUACGCCUGAGGCCGGGUCACAUGAACGUGGUCUUGAUCCUGUCCAACUCGACCAAAACCAUCCUCCUCCAGAAGUUUGCCCUGGAAGUCUACACGUUCACAGGGAGCAGCUCUCUUCAUUUCUCCUUCCUCAGCCUGGACAAGCACCGAGAAUGGCUGGAGUACCUGUUAGAGUUUGCGCAGGAUGCGGCCCCCAUCCCAAACCAGUACGACAAGCAUUUCCUUGAGCGCGACUACACGGGCUACGUCCUGGCUCUGAACGGCCACAAGAAAUACUUCUGCCUCUUUAAGCCUCACAGAUCGGGGGAUGAGGGGGGAACCCUGGGAUCGUGUGAGGAUUACGAUUCCUCGCUACACACAGAAGCCAGAGGGAAAUCCUCCUGCAGCCCGGGCUCUAGAUCCAUUAAAAACAAAUUACACAAAUUGUCCUUUUGGAUGGAACGCCUCCUAGAGGGUUCCUUACAGAGGUUCUAUAUCCCCUCGUGGCCCGCACUAGACUGAGGGAUUUUAAAGAGAUUCUAACGGACAAACUUUUUAUGAAGAUGACAAGGGACAGCUCUUUCCAGGAACACACAAACAAGCGCGACGAAUGGACCUUAGGUUUUAGAUGAACUCUCCUAGGGCCGGCGACUAGAAAAUAUCUCCCCGCGUCUGGCGCCCGGGAGCGCAGCCAAGCGCACCAAAAUUCCCUCCACCGACUCCUUCGUGCGUUCAGAUGCCGUACUACCGAAAAGCCAAGAAGUUCGUUUUUCCCUUCUGUCCUGCCGCAUCUGCUUCCCGAGUCGCCCCCGUUCCACCUCUCGUUUUACCUCGGUUGAAGAAAAACCCGUGACUUCUCUGCCACGGUGACUCGGUCCGGACCCAACGCGGCCGGUGAUGCAGGUCGGGUCGUGGUUCUCUCUCCCCUUCCCCGUGUGCUUAGCCCAUGGUGCAUGGCGUAACAGUGGCGAGACCCUGCAGACCCUCCCAGGCCCUGCCCUUCCGAAAGGCCUCCCACCAGGCAGUCGUACUUUAUCGGCUUUCCCCGUGGUAAGUGAUCUGGAGUAUGGUCGGGAGCAUCUCCCUCGUAGCAAACCUGUAGCUGGGACUCACCUGUGGUGCGGGCUAGUAGGCGAUCUGCAUGUUUCAUGCUCCUCGUGUCAUAGUUCCACGUGCAGCUUCACCGGCUAAACCGGCGAGGGAAGGGGUUUUGCACGGCCCUAAAUACUGUAAAGGUGUUGAGCCAUUUAAAUGUCACAUUGAUUUUUCAGAUGCCUUUCUGCUUCUGUCGAUUUUAGACGAUGUAUCCUAGAGCCAUAACUAACUGUGUCCUCAGAUUGUAGGCGUGAGCUGCUAUGAGCCAGUAGAUGUGUAAAAGAAACUCUACCUAGCUGCUAGGGAGUCGGUCCGGGCUCCUUUCAAACGCCCUUACAUCUGUAGUACAAACCAACCUUUCUUUGUAUCAAGGAACCUAAUUCUUCGAGGAUUGUAUUCCUGAAAUGUUGCCCCAGAAGUGCUGUAUCAUCAGACCGUCGCUUAGGUGUGAAACUCCUUUUUGUUUAGGCGUGGGUUUAAGACGCUUGGUUUCGGCCUCCCGCCUGUUUCCUUCUUGCCACGAACCUUUGUUUCUCAACAUGCAGGCUGCUGCCUUGGUUUUUUUGUUUGUUUGCGUUGUUUUUUGGGGGUUUUUUUGCCUUUUUGAACUCACAGGUCCGUGUGAAGCUAGAACAGUCGUGAAGUGCAGGGUUUGGUUUAUGCUUUGCUCUAGCAGUGCUCCAACAGCCACUUUCAACACCGCGGGGGGAACGGGUGGCCCUUUGUAAGGCGGAGGGAAGGCGAGCAGCAGACUCGCGGCUGCUUUCCACUCCUCAAGCGAUAAAGCCAAGCAGCAGCGUUUCUCUUCGCGGCCGGGACUGAAAUCCUGUGGGGCUUGUUCUUCUAUUUCACUGCUCCAGGGCAGACACUGUCGCCCGGGCUGGUACUUGCUGCGCCUCCUCCCGCUGCUCUGCGCAGGACCUGAGCCCCCGUGGUACCAAGUCGCUGUUAGGCUACAGCAUUGCCAAAGCACGGGGAUCUGAGCAGGGUGGCCUUUGCCACAGGGCUCUGAACCUGAUGGCAGAGCACGUGGUCGAGCACCUGGGGUUAAUUAAAAGCUCACUCGGUUGCCACCUUAGUUACCAUCUUAGCAGAGCAGCCAGUUAGCAGGAAUAACUAUGCCAAUCUCUGAGCUAGCUGCCGAUCCCAUGCGAAAUCCGGGAAUGCUCAAGCCAUUUUACUGCCUACGUGACCUGGUUGCUCACAAACCCUUGGCUUGCUGCAUUCCUCCCCGCCCUGGGAGCAGACUGGCGUGCUUCGACCACCACAGGUAUCUCAAACACCGUGUAUAACGUACUUCCAAAUAAAGGCUACGAUGCU